Drosophila rhopaloa is the source of this 965-nucleotide messenger RNA. RefSeq names its product U6 snRNA phosphodiesterase. The record is from RefSeq and is a predicted model, not a curated record. Gene Ontology annotation, biological process: U6 snRNA 3'-end processing. The coding region runs from base 75 to 851 and encodes 258 amino acids. The transcript has 4 exons. Gene Ontology annotation, cellular component: nucleus. Gene Ontology annotation, molecular function: 3'-5'-RNA exonuclease activity. Lineage: Eukaryota; Metazoa; Arthropoda; Insecta; Diptera; Drosophilidae.
UAAAAACCGGCAAUUUCUUGGCAAAUAUUAUUUUUUUUUCCAAAUUAGUAGAAAGUUAAUAAGUUUUAAAUAAAAUGGCUCUUGUUGACUAUGGUGGCAGCAGUUCCUCUGCCUCUGAAGAUGAAGAAUCUUCUAAAAUCACUCAACCCACGUUGAUAAACAUUCUCAAAAGACCUGCUCUGCCCACAGCUGCCGCACUGUUGGGCCCCAAGAAGCCGAAAGCCGAGGAGUUUGCUGACGAUGUAGUGGAUGAUCCGGCUCUACAUGGCGGUCGCAUUCGCAGCUUCAAGCACGAGCGAGGAAACUGGGCCACCUACGUCUAUGUGCCGGCAACUGCCUGUGCCGAGCAGCUGGAGGAGUUCCAAGCCGAGGCCAUAGCCCAUUUGGCGCCCCACUUGGAACUGCAGGCCAAUGAGUCACUUCAUCUGAGUCUGAGUCGAACAGUGGUGCUCCAGUACCAUCAGAUAGAUGAGUUUUCACGAUCCCUGCAAGCAGCUCUUAACAGCUCCACAAGCUUCACUGCCACUUUACAAGGCCUGCGGAUCUACACAAACGAAGAGCGAACCAGAACAUUCAUUGCCGCCCCUUUGGAUGGUGCUUUUACGGAAAAGAUGUCUUGUAUCCUGCAGCCCAUAGACCAGGUGCUGCUCGACUACCGGUUGCAGCAGUUCUACGUUCCGGCCUCUUUCCAUGUUAGUCUCCUUUGGUGCGUAGGUGACCAGGAGAAACUGCUAAAUAACAAGCUGAAGGAACUCAAAGAGCUCCUGGAAGAUCAGGACACUCUCCCUCUGGCCGUCACUGAAGUGCGCUUGAAAACUGGCAACAAGGAUUUUACUUACAUGCUAAAGUAGAUAACAAAUCAUAUCAAUUUCCGCGCGGAUGUCUGGAAGGCAGACGGAGGGCGCUGGCUGGAAACUGACCUCCUCCUCCUGGUUUUCAUUGACGUUGAGGUCUCCGCUGCGCGC